Filobasidium floriforme is the source of this 3348-nucleotide messenger RNA. RefSeq lists its product as uncharacterized. Gene Ontology annotation, molecular function: microtubule binding. Lineage: Eukaryota; Fungi; Basidiomycota; Tremellomycetes; Filobasidiales; Filobasidiaceae. Gene Ontology annotation, biological process: mitotic spindle assembly. Bases 1 to 3348 code for a protein of 1115 amino acids. The record is from RefSeq and is a predicted model, not a curated record. Gene Ontology annotation, cellular component: mitotic spindle; microtubule organizing center; spindle microtubule. The transcript is spliced from 4 exons.
AUGGCUCCAAAAGCUAUAGGAAGCGAUGACAAGAUCCCCUGUACGACACCGGACCAACUCCUCCUCGAAUUAGAAAAGCUGGAAGACGCUCUCGCACCCGAAGAGACAGAGGACACAUGGGGGAAAUUCGAAAAGGCCUUGCUGAGGUUCGCCGCGGUCACACGAGGCGGUGGGUACAGACAUACGGAUGUCUACUUGCAAGGAGUGGGCAUCAAAGGGUUGGGGGAUAAGAUCGUCCGGUGUAUGCUUUCGGACCGCGGCAAACUGUCCGGCGUGGCAACCGAUUUUCUCACUUCCAUGGCCCCGCGUCUCGCAUCCUCCUUCAUUCCCCUGAUCUCCCUCUACGUACCUCCUUUGAUCAAACUCCUCGCGAGACCCAACAAGGUCUACCUACGCCGCGCCGAGAAAUCCCUCCUCACCAUCGCUCAAUACUGUCCCCAUCCUUCCUUCAUCUUGAUCGUCAAAUCCGGGGUGGACGACAAGUCCGAUACAUGCCGGAGGGCUUGUGGGACCGUCUUGAGUUAUGUGUUGCAGGAAUGGGGGAUGGCGACGUUGGGCAACAAAGGUCUGGGCGAAGUGGAGGAUGCGAUAAAGAGGAUGGCUACGGAGAGAGAUGCCGAGGUGAGAAAGAUCGCCAAGGGAAUGUGGGAGGUCUACAACGAACGGUUUGCGGAUCGAGUAAUUGGUUUUACGACCCCGUUGACGCCCACGACGAGGAGAUACUUGAACAUCAAAGCCUCAGCUGGCGGAUCAUCGAACCCGCCACCCAAGAUGCACCCUCUUUCGACGUCCACAACUGCCCCCAUAUCGAGACACCCUUCAACGUUAGGUUCCUCGACGUCGACGAUGAUGGGCAAUAACAACAACAACAACAAUGCACGGUCCGUCAGUGCGAGCUCGACUUCGGCACAGAUUGGGCAGGGGUCCGGAUCCGGGUCGGGUCAGAGGGCUGUCAGUGGCAGUGCAGCGACAGCGGCGAGGCCAGCGAUGGGAUCCUCCUCGAACGCCCAGACCGGAGGUUUCCCGUUCCCUUCCUUGGGUUCUUCCUCUUCGGCUGUCGACCACAGUAACAACGGACGAACAGGGUUGAGCAGGUCGACCUCUGCCGCCGUGAUCACCAAUCAGCACCAGCAGUACCAGUAUCAAACUUCCUCUCAACAUCAACAACUCGCACACUCUCGAGCCGCCUCCUCGGCCGACGUACGACCCGGUUUGAGGCAGUUGAAAUUGUCUGUCUCGUCCACGCAAUCAUCUUCCUUGCAGUCUAUGAUCGAGCCUGUCGCACACACACGCCAGCCUCAGCCUCAAGGGCAAGGGCAAGGCCAGGCAUCGGCAGGGCCGAGCAGGCCAAGGGUCAUUUCGAACGUAUCGUCAACGGAUACAGCUUUGACCAACACUACAUCCGCCAGUACCGCAACAGCGACGACGACGACCGCUGCUCAAGCUCGACGGGCAAAUUUGGCGGCGAUCGGACAAGGACCAAUGAGGCCCGUCCGGACGUAUACUGCGUUGGGCAACCUGACCGAAGGGAGGGAGACGUCUAGCGGGAGUACGACGCCAAGGGGUAACUUGUUUGGAGCGCCAGUGAGGCCUAAUCUGCAGGCCAGGGUGACGAGUGCGGGUUUCCCACAAUCGGGAGGCGCUUCUCUGGGAGCAACUGCCGGGAAGAGGGUCGUCUCGGCCGGGGUCGGAAUGAGGAAACCGAUCUUGCCGGCGGGUGUUCAAGCUCGAGUGGACGCCAAGCAAGCUGCGUCGGCAGCCGAAGGCAAGAGGGAGGAAGAGGAAAGGGACGUCUUUACGGCCGCUCCUGCCGCGUCGGCGAAGAAGGAUACUGAGACGGGACAGGGACAAGAGAAGAGACCGGUUUCGACCGCGAGACAGACGUUUAGGCCGACAAGCUCGACGUCUCGGGAAGGUGGUGGUGGCGAGGUGAAGAGAGUCGAACGAAAUGCACCGGAGACAAGAGACGCGGCCAGGGAAGGUCAAGGGAGACCGGUCGCAAGAGCGCCAGUAUCAAGUCAAGCUGCGAUGGCUAUGCGGGCAGCCAAACAGUCGCCACAGGCCAAGUUGGUCGUCUCGCCCCGCCAACCUAGAAUCAAGACGAAACCUCCUAUCCCAUCAGCGACCGUUGCCAAGAAGAAGCCACUGCCCACGAAGGCUGGGGCGGGUGAGGCAUUUAUGCCGGGCAACGUCAAGGGUAGAGCUGCAGGACAUGUCGAGGGUAAAGAGCGGACGCCUUUCCGACCGGUGUCCAAGGGUAUCGUACGCUCUACUAGCAAGAUCAAGAUGAGUAUCCCGGAAGUGGGAUCGUCGGCCGUCUCCAGCCCUACGCCGAAAGCCAGGAUCAUCGUUUCCGCUGCAGAGGUCCAACAGGUCGCCGUCCGAAUCCCAUUGCCGCCUUCUCCUACUUCGGACUCCACCCACGAGCAGCAACAAAGCAGAAAUCCCGAUGCAAUCAUGCUGCAAGCGAUUUCGCGGCCGUUGCCAGACUCGCCUGCGAUGGCUAUGCCAGCUGCUAGCCAGAAUCCGGCGCUCCUCGCAGAAGAGAUUCCACUUCCCGACUCGGACGACGAAGGAAUCUCGCAACCUACCUCGCCUACUAUGACUCCCAAAAAGUUUGGCCAGAUCGAAUCUCUUCGUCUGGCCGACCUCUUGUCUAGCAAGAAUAUCUCAACGGAUCGCAAUGUCGACAUUGUUCUGCUCGUAGACGAAGCGUGUCCGGUAGCUGCUAGCAGUCCUGCGCCGUCCUCAUCGGCCGAGACAAUUCCUAUGGAAUGGGAGUCAGACGUUCAAACGGAGGAUGAAGGUGCCGAGGGCGACAUCGAAACUGAAGCCGAAACAUCCAUCGCUAGCGUGACUUUCAAGAAGCCGGAAGAUCGCAAUCCCGCCCAAAAGAACUCGUUGGCCAGAGCGGUAGCUCGGAGACUUGUCGCACAGAAGGCCGAAAUGGAAAAGGAAAUUGAUCUCCUCAGAUUCUCCUCGGAAAGCGAGCCGGAGAAGGAGGUCGACCUGCUUGAAUUUUCCGAGGCUUCUGGAGCGGAAGACGAAGUGGUGGUCAAGGGGGGCAAGCCUGUAGCCUCUAGGAUACUCGCCGACAAGGGGAACCUUCUAGUCAAGCCCGUCGCAUUACCCGCCACGCCUGACAAGUUAUCGCCCUCGCAAAAGCGGCCUCGAGUCAAGCAAUUGCAGGAGUUUUUCGAAAAUUUGAGCCCGCCUGAGCAGAACGAAGGGCAAUCUCCAGGCCGAAGCUCGCCUCUAGGUCACACGUCGGGUCGUGCAAAAGUCCGCAUGUUGGGUCAUAGCAGCGCUACACCGAGUAACAGCCCGCCUCCAAGAAUGACUGCUUGA